CCGGGCGCAGGCGUUCUAGUCUCUCUUCCCUCCUGCUUCCUCAACUCAGCAGCUUGGCGGGGCUUGGGUGGGUCUGGACGGUGGCGGCACUGGCGGUGGCGACAGUGACAGUGACUGCGUGAGACUCGGCUGGAAAUGGUGAUGGCAAUGUCGGACAGUGGGGCGAGUCGCCUGCGGCGGCAGCUAGAGUCAGGGGGCUUUGAGGCGCGGUUGUACGUGAAGCAGCUCUCUCAGCAGUCAGACGGGGACCGGGACCUGCAGGAGCACCGGCAGCGCAUCCAGGCGUUGGCGGAGGAGACGGCACAGAAUCUGAAGCGCAACGUCUACCAGAACUACCGGCAGUUCAUAGAGACUGCCCGCGAGAUCUCUUACCUUGAGAGCGAGAUGUAUCAGCUGAGCCAUCUGCUGACGGAGCAGAAGAGCAGCCUAGAGAGCAUCCCGCUUACUCUGCUGCCGGCAGCUGCCGCCGCCGCCGGAGCUGCCGCAGCCUCUGGAGGGGAGGAAGGAGGAGGUGGUGCGGGGGGCCGAGACCAUCUCCGGGGCCAGACCGGUUUUUUCCCCAUCCCGGGGGCUGCCUCCCGCGACAGUUCCGGUCCGGGCGAGGAGGGAAAGCAGCGCACUCUUACCACCCUACUUGAGAAGGUGGAAGGCUGCAGGCACCUGCUGGAGACCCCGGGACAGUACCUAGUGUACAACGGGGACCUGGUGGAAUAUGAGGCGGACCACAUGGCCCAACUGCAGCGGGUGCACGGCUUCCUCAUGAACGACUGUUUGCUGGUAGCCACUUGGCUGCCGCAGCGGCGGGGGAUGUAUCGCUACAAUGCUCUUUAUCCUCUGGAUGGUUUGGCCGUAGUCAAUGUCAAGGACAACCCGCCCAUGAAGGACAUGUUCAAGCUGCUAAUGUUCCCCGAGAGCCGUAUUUUUCAGGCGGAAAAUGCUAAAAUCAAGCGAGAGUGGCUGGAAGUGCUGGAGGAAACCAAGAGGGCCCUCAGUGAAAAAAGGCGAAGGGAGCAGGAGGAAGCAGCGGCCCCUCGAGGGCCACCGCAGAUGCCUUGCAAGGCUAGUAAUCCAUUUGAGGAGGAAGAAGAUGACGAACCAGCUGUUCCUGAGGUAGAAGAAGAGAAGGUAGACCUCUCAAUGGAAUGGAUCCAGGAGUUACCUGAAGACCUGGAUGUCUGUAUUGCCCAGAGAGACUUUGAAGGGGCCGUAGACCUGCUGGAUAAGUUGAAUCAUUAUCUAGAGGAUAAGCCCAGCCCACCUCCGGUAAAAGAGCUAAGGGCCAAAGUGGAUGAGCGUGUCCGACAGCUCACUGAAGUGCUAGUUUUUGAACUCUCCCCAGAUCGGUCCCUGAGAGGUGGUCCCAAGGCUACCCGCAGGGCAGUUUCUCAACUAAUCCGUCUUGGCCAGUGCACGAAGGCUUGUGAGCUGUUUUUGAGAAACAGGGCAGCAGCUGUGCAUACUGCAAUAAGGCAGCUUCGCAUUGAAGGUGCCACUUUGCUUUACAUUCAUAAGCUCUGCCAUGUCUUCUUUACCAGCCUUCUUGAGACUGCCAGGGAAUUUGAGACAGAUUUUGCAGGUACUGACAGUGGAUGCUAUUCUGCCUUUGUGGUCUGGGCAAGGUCAGCUAUGGGCAUGUUUGUGGAUGCUUUUAGCAAGCAAGUUUUUGACAGUAAGGAGAGCCUCUCUACCGCUGCGGAAUGCGUAAAGGUGGCAAAAGAGCAUUGUCAGCAACUGGGUGAUAUUGGACUAGACCUCACUUUCAUCAUCCAUGCUCUGCUGGUGAAAGACAUACAAGGAGCUUUGCACAGUUACAAAGAGAUCAUUAUUGAAGCCACAAAACAUCGCAACUCUGAGGAGAUGUGGAGGAGGAUGAACUUGAUGACUCCAGAGGCCUUGGGUAAACUCAAAGAGGAGAUGAAGAGUUGUGGGGUGAGUAACUUUGAGCAGUAUACAGGGGAUGACUGUUGGGUGAACCUAAGUUAUACAGUGGUUGCUUUCACCAAACAGACUAUGGGCUUCUUGGAAGAGGCACUGAAGUUGUAUUUCCCCGAGCUGCACAUGGUACUUUUGGAGAGCCUAGUGGAAAUCAUUUUGGUUGCUGUUCAACAUGUGGAUUACAGUCUUCGGUGUGAGCAGGAUCCAGAGAAGAAGGCUUUUAUCAGACAAAAUGCAUCCUUCCUGUAUGAAACAGUCCUCCCUGUAGUGGAAAAAAGGUUUGAAGAAGGUGUGGGGAAACCAGCAAAGCAACUUCAGGACCUGAGAAAUGCAUCGAGACUUAUUCGUGUGAAUCCGGAAAGUACAACGUCAGUGGUCUGAUGCUUGGACCUGUUGAUAUGUAUACUUAUGUAUUGCUCAUAUAUUAUUUAUAUUUAUAUUCGGUUGCAUUAGCAUAUUCUUCAUAGGCUCAAGCACAACUUUAAAAUAAAAGAUGCCCAUUCAGAAAUGCAAAGUCAAAAGAGAAAAAAGUAUUAUGUUAAACUCAAAUAACAAAAACAUUGAAAUUAUUAAAACGUAAUAUGCUUCCCUUUUAAAUUAUGCCAACUCUAAUAACUAUAUUGUCACAACAUAGCAUUUCAGCUUAUCUGUUGAGUCAAAACUCACUUUCUCACUGUAUACAUUUUGCAGCACAGUAAUAUUAGUAUCUGUAAAAACAUAGUCUUACGUUCACAGUGGUAUGAAGUUUCCUGACUCACUAAAUCAUUAAGUAUUUAAAUGUUUCAUGGCCAUAUGAAACACCCUGCCGCAUACACUUGCCCACCUUAAAACAUAAUGGAAUAAUUUAGGAAGAGAAGAGGGUUAGGAAAAUUGACUUCUGGGUAAAUUUUGGUGAAAAGCAUUCCUGUUUGAAACUAGCUACAGUGUGCACACCCAAAUAUUCUAUCCCUAUACAAGAGGAAGCAACAGUUUUGCAAAUGUUUCCCACAUAGUUUGAAUGGCCAAGUUUCACUGGCUAAUUAAGCAACUUUAUGAUAUUUGAUUUAGAACAUUUACCUAAACCUUAAGGAUUAUGAUAAUUGUUUAGAUUCUCUACCAUUUUCAGUGUAGAUUAUUUAGCAACCUAGACUUCCUGCAGUGAGAGAACGGUUUUCUUUAAAAUACAUUUUAGAUUUCAGGUUCUGGCUGAAUGUUCUCAAGUAUGGUUGUUUUGAGCACAGAUAAAGAAGAGGAAGUUUAGAUGUACCCAAAACUAAGGGAGGAAAAGAGCCUUUGGUGACUCUUAGUAAAUGCUUCAUUUAAUUGCUUCAUUUAAUUCACUGUUUUUAUUUUCCUUUCUUUGUUUUUAAAAGUGACUAUGUGCUUACUUCAGAUUGUUUAUUAAAACAAAAAUUACUAAAGAAAUUUGAGCUUUCCCAGGCUUCUAAACUAUUGCUUCUAUUGUAUAUUAAUAUUAAUAUAACAUUCCACUAAGAAAAAUUGUCUUAGCUAAGACCCAUUUUUCCUGUAGCUUCUAGUUGUGAUUUUUGUCCAUAAGUGCCAUUUCUAAUGCAAUGACUUCAAAAGAUCAUUUAUUUGAAUAAAAGUAGUGGUGUUAAGACUGUGGAAAUUAUGUAAAAUCUAAAGUAGCUUCCAAGUACUGGCUUAUGGUUGUAAAGCUCCAUGAAUUAAUUAUAUGCCAGGUAAGCCCUUAUUUUAAGCUAUGCAUAUUUAGAAGAUUGAAAAUUAUUGAAGUUACAGAUUUCUUUGACUAAUUUUUUCACACUUCAGGAUUUUUCUAGAUAACAACCAUAACUGGAUAUCUCUGCUAAUCAAAAACAGUUAUAAUUUGUCUUUUUUAAGAUCACUGGAAACUUGAAUUUUGAUAAAAUUUUGUGAUUAUUUUGUGCCUCUUGUAGUUUCUAAAAUUACAUUGUAUUUGAAACAGGUAUUGUGUAUAUAUUUGAUGCUGGGUCCAUGAAAUGAUACUUCCAAAAUCAAAGCUUUUAAGGCAUGAAAUUGUACAAACUUAAAUGUGUAUACUCAGAUAGUUAAAUGGUAGCUUCUUCAUAGUACUAUUUGCUUUUGGAAAUUGGAAGUACAGAAUUUUGUUCUGUUAAAAUUUGUGUGGCCCUUAGUCAAAGUUGUCGCUGAAGGAUAUGCUUUUGAUGAAUCAAUUAGUAUGCCGAAUUGAUUAACAACCACCUAAGUUAUUAAUGUACCUCUAUGCCAAGACAGAGCAGUUACGUUGCCUUCCUUAAAGUGGAGUUGGAGCACUUCUCUAAUUCUUGUUUAUUUAGAUUCCAAGUUCUAAAACUUGAAUGCAGUUAGAAAUUGUCCAAAAAUAUAGUAUAUAUGCUAAUAUACCACUUAAGAGUUGAUUGCCUUUUCUUGUUUGCUUGAAACAUAACACUGUCACUUGAGCUUGGAAUCACAGACUUGAUUGAAUUAAUCACUGUUGUAAAAAGAUACCCUGUGGAAUUACGUCUCUUUUUGAUUAAAGUCUCAUUUUAUGUAAGUGCUGAAAACUCAUUUUUAUUUAAAAUACUAUCUGUCUUUAAAUUAUCAGCAGUUUUAUUUUGCAACUUGCUUACUAGGAUUGGGAAGUUGGCACUUGACAUGUGUAUAAAACCAGUAUAUGUUCAUUUCUCUUAUUGUUCUACUGUGAUAUGAGGGAUCUGAAAUGUUUUAUCAAUAAAGCUUAAAACUUUUUUUUAC
Messenger RNA from Condylura cristata (star-nosed mole), 4632 nucleotides. RefSeq names its product exocyst complex component 8 (gene EXOC8). Gene Ontology annotation, cellular component: exocyst. Gene Ontology annotation, biological process: Golgi to plasma membrane transport; intracellular protein localization; exocytosis. The record is from RefSeq and is a predicted model, not a curated record. NCBI's taxonomy places the organism in Eukaryota, Metazoa, Chordata, Mammalia, Eulipotyphla, Talpidae. The coding region runs from base 136 to 2316 and encodes 726 amino acids. The transcript has a single exon.